AUGGAACCUCUAGACCAGAGCAACUGGAUUCCUCUGUCAUCAGACUUCAACUUCUCCUCUGCAGCCACUCCCUCACCCUUCUUCUUUUCUUACACGCCCUUCUCCAACACCUCCUCCAACAUGACCACUCACAGUGCCCCGUUUGAAGGCGGCAGCACUCUGGUGACUGCGGUCAUCUCCUUCACUGUGUUCGUAGUGGGCCUGAUCGGCAACACUUUGGCCAUCUAUGUCGUGCUGCGCUACGCCAAAGUGAAGACUGUCACCAACAUAUACAUCUUGAACCUGGCUGUGGCUGAUGAGCUCUACAUCCUCGGGCUCCCCUUCCUAACCACGCAGAAUGUGCUCUCCUAUUGGCCGUUUGGCUCCUUCCUGUGUCGUGCGGUCAUGACGGCAGACUCUAUGAACCAGUUCACGUCUAUUUUCUGCCUGACGGUCAUGUCCAUCGAUCGUUACCUGGCUGUGGUUCACCCAAUCCGAAGCACCAAGUGGCGACACCCGCGCGUGGCCACGGUGGUGAGCGCAGCCGUGUGGGCCUUGUCCUUUGUGAUGGUCCUGCCUGUCGUAAUCUUCUCUGAUGUCCAGGACACGUUUAACUCCUGCAACAUGAUCUGGCCAGAGCCGCGGGAUGUGUGGUCAACAGCCUUCAUUCUCUACACCGCCACAGUGGGCUUCUUUGGGCCGCUGCUCAUCAUCUGCCUCUGCUACCUUCUUAUCGUCAUCAAGGUGAAAUCCUCGGGGGUGCGGGCGGGCUUCACUAAGCGACGGCGUUCGGAGCGCAAGGUGACACGCAUGGUGGUGGUGAUUGUGGUGGUGUUCGUGCUCUGCUGGCUGCCAUUCUUCAUCAUAAACAUCGUCAACCUGGUGGUCAUCAUCCCAGAGUCCAGCGUAACAGCUGGAAUCUAUUUCUUUGCUGUCAUCCUGUCGUAUGCCAACUCUUGUGCCAACCCGGUGCUCUAUGGCUUCCUGUCAGACAACUUCAAACAGAGCUUCAGAAAAGUAGGGCUCUGUGUGAGGAUGAAAUGCAAAGCCAACGGUGUAGAUGACGGCGACCCAAGCGCUCAGCGCACUGAGAAGUCCACGGCGAAUGACUGCAUCCUGCUCUCCACUCAUAACCAGGUCUAUCACGAUCCCCAGAGCAGCCAGAUCUCUCCUCAUCCUACAAGCUUGCAUACCUCUCACACAGCUGCAGACCUGCACCGCUGCAUCACUACGCGUCAAUCUCCCUCCAGUUUCCCAGGACGUAGCCACACCACCACCAUCACUUUAACUUCCACAGCAGCCUACAUGGUAACCGCGGCUGAGCCUCCCACCAUUACUGCCCUAACUACACCUUCUUCGUCUUCCUCUGUAACUCCACAGGAACAGUAUGGACUGUCUGGUGUUUUAGGAAGAAGCAUAGACAAAAGUAUAGAAGAAUCCCUUCCUGUGUGUAAGGAGAGCUGA
Messenger RNA from Scomber scombrus (Atlantic mackerel), 1443 nucleotides. It is a transcript of the gene sstr5, whose product is annotated as somatostatin-like receptor F_48D10.1. The coding region runs from base 1 to 1443 and encodes 480 amino acids. Gene Ontology annotation, molecular function: somatostatin receptor activity; neuropeptide binding. The record is from RefSeq and is a predicted model, not a curated record. Gene Ontology annotation, cellular component: membrane; neuron projection. The transcript has 5 exons. NCBI's taxonomy places the organism in Eukaryota, Metazoa, Chordata, Actinopteri, Scombriformes, Scombridae. Gene Ontology annotation, biological process: cellular response to glucocorticoid stimulus; neuropeptide signaling pathway; regulation of insulin secretion.